UCAUGUCAACACACUUAAUACCCGUAAGAUCGACCACCUCUAGAGCGGAGAGAGAAAACAGACCAGGAGAAAAGUCAACGAUAUCUGGCUGUGAAAAAAACAUGCCAUAUACGUACUAUUUUGAAGAUAUGUUUCUUUUCAAAGAAAAAGAAUUAGCAGAAAAGGAAAGGGAAAAAAUUAUGAACCGUGGUAGGAAAGUACAUGAAAAAACUACUUUUUCAUCCAGAAUGAAGAAUCGAUCACAUCUGGGAGAAAUAAAUAUUCCCGCUGAAUCAGCUUCUUGUGAUCUUGGUCUGGAUUCUGCCCUUAUCCUCAGCUUUGUAGAAAGAACUGCUGAUGGAAAAAAAUCCAUACAAGAUUUUAUUCGUGAUCAAAGAGAACGGUUUUUGCUGGAGUACACAUUAGCGACCAAAAGGAAAACAAUGAUGAAGCUUCAGAGAUGUAUGGAGAUGAAAGAGCAGCAAUUCCUUAAUGCAGAAAAAAGACUUCAAGAAGAUGCCUUUGCUUUUGAAGAAUUUCUCCGAGAAAAUGACCAGAAAUCAGUAGAUGCUGUGAAAAUGGCAGCACAAGAAACCAUUGGCAAACUCCAAAUGACGUCAGAGCUAAAGAAGGCCAACUUGGAAAUCCAGUUUGUGAAAAGUGAAAUUAUGAAAACUGAAUUCCUCCUUAAAGAGUACAUGAAAUAUGGAUGUUUUUUACUGAAAUUAUCUCCCAAGACCUGGCAAGUCCAGCAAGCAUUAAAAAAAAUGAAAUCUAAAGAUACUUCUGCAGUCCCUAGUCUUCCAAAACUGGUGUCAAGGGCACCACUUCCUCCAAAGGGUCGAACAUCCAAGGAAAACAUUGAGAUGACCAAGAAGACGGGGAAUAUGGAAGACUCUAGCCGUUUAAGAGGUUUUCAUCAGGAUUCUGGAGGGAUCGAAGCGGGGAUUCCCUCCCGAAGAAAGAAAAACUUAGAAGGUGGCCAUCACAAAGCCUGGGAAAGGGACCUGUACUUUCACCAGAGGAUCAAGAUCAAUAAUGAUUGGAAAAAACCAAAGAAAGGCUCAUUUGAAAAAAAGAAACCCCCAUCACCAAAGGCUGCAAGUAUUAGUUCAGAAGACAGUUUUGAUUUCAGUAUUGAUGAAAUAGACUACGAUUUGGAACCAGAGCUUUACUUCAAAGAACCAGAAGAGUUACUGCAGGUCCUCACCGAGCUGGAAGAGCAGAAUCUUACUUUGGUACAAUAUUCCCAAGAUGUCGACGAAACUCUAGAUGACGUAUCAAAAAGAGAAAAGGCUAUACAAGAUAAAGUGAAUAGUAGCAUAGAGGCUCUAAUGGAUCAAAAAGAAAUGCUUAAGACUAGCUGUGCUCGAGAAGAAGAAAAAGCAGCAGAAUUGGAACUAAGGUCGCGGCUAUUUAAUUUUGGAGAGUUUAAUUCCGAAAUUCAGGAAAGACUGAUAGAAUCCCUAAGUAGAAAAGUCAAUCAAGUGUAUAAGGUCUGCAUUGGAGAAGUGGAUGUGACCAACCUCAACCCCGUUCAAAAGCUGGUCAAAGUAGAGUCCCGACUGGUGGAGCUGAGCGAUCUGAUUGAUUCUGUUCCUAAAGAAAACAUCGAAGCCAUUGAAAAGGCGAAGCAGAGGGAAAGAAGACAAAAAAUGCGUGAAGAGAAAAUGAAAGAAAGGCAGAAAUCCCAGGAAGAAAAAAUAAGAAUUGCCCUAGAAAGAGCAGUAUCAGAACCAAAGAGAAAGAUGGGAAGGAAACUUGUCUAUCGUUCACAGCCUCUCACGGAUAUCAAACAAGAAAUCCUCUUUGUGGAUGACACAAAGUCAAAAUUACUGGAGGAGCAGUAUUUUUUUACUUGA
Messenger RNA from Dromiciops gliroides (monito del monte), 1841 nucleotides. RefSeq names its product coiled-coil domain containing 38 (gene CCDC38). The record is from RefSeq and is a predicted model, not a curated record. The coding region runs from base 3 to 1841 and encodes 612 amino acids. The transcript has 15 exons. Lineage: Eukaryota; Metazoa; Chordata; Mammalia; Microbiotheria; Microbiotheriidae. Gene Ontology annotation, cellular component: centrosome.